GAGUCUCAUUCUGUCACCCAGGCUGGAGUGCAGUGGCGCAAACUCGGCUCAAAGCAAACUCCGCAUGCGGGUUCAAGCAAUUCUCCUGCCUCAGCCUCCCGAAUAGCUGGAAUUACAGGUGACCGCCACCAUGCCUGGCUAAUUUUUGUAUUUUUAGUAGAGACGGGGUUUCACCAUAUUGGCCCGGCUGGUCUCGAACUCCUGACCUUGUGAUCCGCCCACCUCGGCCUCCCAAAGUGCUGAGAUUACAGACGUGAGCCGGGCCAGGAAAGAUAAUUUCUAAGUAGGAAAUGUUGUAGGUCCUGGGAGGACCUCAGUAGGUUGGGAGAAGUGCACAGUGGUGAGUUACAGGAUGGCAAUGAGGUCACAGAACUAUGAAGUCAAGGUCAACAAUAACGCAUACGAGAAAAACUGACAAGUGGCGCAACAAGGGGUAGCGGGUCUCCAGGACGUGGCAUUAGGACGUGCUUGUUGAGGGGCAGGUAUUUGGAAGCAGGCCCCACUUUCGAGUUGUCUUUCCGCAGGAACCAGAGAGUGCGGUCGGGAACAGGAAGCAGGAACUGUUAGGGAGAUAAGGAAGGUGCUACUGCCCACAUCCAUCCUCUACGGCCACAAGGUCAGGGGAGCCAGGCUGCCUCCUCACAGCAUCAGCGUUUUCUUCGGCUUCACUUCCCUCUGGAAAGCGCUUUCUCACCGACGCUGCAGAGACCUUAGGGGCAGCCCCUGCCCUCCUACCCUCCAAGGAGCCACCACUCUAGAGCCCACGCUCCUCUGGAUAUCAUGUGACUUGGGGGACUACUUGCCUUUCUUUUGAAACACGGCUACAGACUAUGAGUUAAAAACACUGGGCUUAGCGCCCCCUCAAUAACAACGCAGCUAUAGGACGGUACCCUCUCCCAGCCUGCCCGCCGCAGGAAGAGUUCCACUUCCUUCCCAGAAAACGAGGCCGGAAGGGGCGGGCUUUCAGCCUGGACCAGGCGCUUCCGCCACCAUGGCUGCACGUGGGGUUGUUGGUAUUUUUUUCCUCUCUGCUGUCCCCCUUGUGUGUCUGGAGCUCCGGCGUGGGAUCCCGGAUAUAGGAAUCAAGGAUUUUCUUUUGCUUUGUGGCCGGAUUUUCUUACUGCUUGCUCUUCUUACUUUAAUUAUUUCUGUGACUACCUCAUGGCUUAACUCAUUUAAAUCUUCCCAAGUUUAUCUGAAGGAAGAAGAAGAAAAGAAUGAGAAAAGACAAAAACUUGUGAGAAAAAAACAACAAGAGGCACAAGGAGAGAAGGCCAGCAGAUACAUAGAGAACGUUUUAAAACCUCACCGGGAAAUGAAAUUGAGAAAACUGGAGGAGCGCUUUUAUCAAAUGACGGGUGAAGCCUGGAAAUUAAGCAGUGGUCACAAACUUGGGGGUGAUGAAGGUACAAGUCAGUCAUCUUUUGAAACAUCAAAUAGAGAAGCAGCAAAGAGCCAGAACUUGCCUAAACCUUUAACUGAAUUUCCAUCUCCUGCUGUACAGCCCACAUGCAAGGAGAUUCCUGAUUUACCUGAAGAACCUUCUCAAACAGCAGAAGAAGUAGUUACUGUUGCUCUCCGAUGUCCCAGUGGGAAUGUCCUGAGGAGAAGGUUUUUGAAGUCCUGCAGCUCACAGGUCUUACUUGACUGGAUGAUGAGAAUUGGGUACCACACAUCUCUAUACAGCCUUUCUACUUCCUUUCCCAGACGGCCUCUGGCAGUGGAGGGGGGCCAGUCGCUGGAGGACGUAGGAAUAACUGUGGACACUGUGCUCAUCCUGGAAGAGAAGGAGCAGACCAACUAGGAAAGAAGUUUGAGACCAGCCUGGGUAACAUGGCGAAACCCAGUCUCUACAUGCUCCCUGUUCUGCUUGAAGUCAGCUAUGCCAUUACCUCCUGGCACAAUAAAGGCUUCACAUUAAAACCACACCAUACCUUGAUUGAGCUCAUGGCAGUAAACAUUGAACAUUGAUAUCCAUGGGAAUAGGAUUAGAAAAGGAUUGCUUUCUGCAUAUAAUAAUCUGUGGACUGUGCCAUUUUACAGCGUACCAAAUGAGAACGAGGUAAAAAUGUAUGCAGUAAGGCACUCUGUAAUUGCUGUUUUUUCCCAGCUGACAUGAUUUCUCAGUGUUAGAAAACAAACCCAUAGAACUUUGCUUUCUGCCUCUUCAAUCCAUCUUACCACACAGUAUUUCAUGAUUCAGUCAAAUUCUUCAAAGUCUUAUAAGCAGGAGUGUUUAUUCUGCUGUAUUUCUGUGAAAUUGAAAACUUGGAAGAAGCUUCAAAGCUCUUGGAGGCUUUAAAGUUCUUUCUGAUGGGUAUGCAUUACAGUUAACUGAUGUUUGCGAUUUAUAUAAUUUUGACUUGUAUUAAAUGUUAUAUUUACAAAGUUCCAAAUGAAUCAGUAUUUUUAAAAAUAAAACUAUGAAAGCAUUAAAAUAUAGGUGAAUUUUAAAAAAUGUAUCUGAUCAUUUCCCUCUCCUGCUUCUAAGGUUAUAAUGAUAAAGUCAUGCACUGUUCAGACUCCAAGUGUGGUUAUAAAAGGCUUUUAACUUUGUUCUA
Molecule: messenger RNA, 2561 nt
Organism: Macaca mulatta (Rhesus monkey)
Lineage: Eukaryota; Metazoa; Chordata; Mammalia; Primates; Cercopithecidae
Gene: UBXN8
Product: UBX domain protein 8
Biological process (GO): ERAD pathway
Molecular function (GO): ubiquitin binding
Source: RefSeq, a predicted model, not a curated record